Molecule: messenger RNA, 940 nt
Organism: Xiphophorus couchianus (Monterrey platyfish)
Lineage: Eukaryota; Metazoa; Chordata; Actinopteri; Cyprinodontiformes; Poeciliidae
Gene: pigf
Product: phosphatidylinositol glycan anchor biosynthesis, class F
Exons: 6
Coding region: 16-753 (245 amino acids)
Biological process (GO): GPI anchor biosynthetic process
Cellular component (GO): endoplasmic reticulum membrane
Source: RefSeq, a predicted model, not a curated record
UUGUUGAUUGGUUAGAUGAGGCACGUUACGUACGAACAGAGGCACAAACCUGACAUUUGGAAUCGUCCCCAUAUUUCAGCUGAAGCCGCCAUCAUGUGGGACCACGAAAUCAGAGCCAUGGCGUCCUCUCACUCCAUCAUUGCCGCCUCAGUGUUCAUGGCCACCGUCUUCCCUGCGGUGCUCGUCCCAGGUUUUUCGGUGUACGGAACUCACUUGUUGUGGCUCUACUCGGUGUCAGCUGCGGUUGCCGCGGUCAGUGUCUCCGUCUUCUGGCUGCUCGGCAUCUCACCGCCCACUAAGAAGCACACACUGGGAUACAAGCUGUCCAGGUUGUUUCGUUCAUGCCUUUACUUCUUCCUGUCUUGCCUGUUCUUCCACACGGUCGUCAUCCUCUACGGAGCGCCACUGAUUGAGUCUGCUUUGGAGACAUUUUCACUCGCUGUGCUGCUGACCUCACUGACCACACUGAGGUGUCUCUGUGUUCUCGGCCCCAACGUCCAGGCCUGGAUCCGAGUGUUCAGUCGACAUGGAGCUAUGUCUGUUUGGGACACUUGUUUGCAGAUUACAGUGGCCUUCACCCUGAUUGGAGCCUGGCUGGGAGCUUUCCCAAUACCGCUGGACUGGGACAGACCAUGGCAGGUUUGGCCUGUUUCCUGCAGUCUGGGCGCUAUGAUCGGCUACCUGACUGGACUUGUUGUUGCUCCCGCGUGGAUCCACUACCAUCGCAAACAGCUCACAUACAAAUGCAAAUGAUUGAGAGACCUGUGGAUAUCUGCCUGGGUUGAUGCGAAUGUGUCUGUUUGGUGUUUGUUCACUUUCUACCGGUUAUUUAUUGGCAGCCUGUUAAUGAUUUUGUAACAACACAUUAUUUUGUACAUAUGCAAGGUGAGCCUGAGCCUGAGCAUUUUUGACAUGAAUAAAGAAUUACUCGACUACUGUG